Molecule: messenger RNA, 2451 nt
Organism: Penicillium hordei
Lineage: Eukaryota; Fungi; Ascomycota; Eurotiomycetes; Eurotiales; Aspergillaceae
Product: putative C6 transcription factor
Exons: 2
Coding region: 1-2451 (816 amino acids)
Biological process (GO): regulation of DNA-templated transcription; DNA-templated transcription
Molecular function (GO): DNA-binding transcription factor activity, RNA polymerase II-specific; DNA binding; zinc ion binding
Source: RefSeq, a predicted model, not a curated record
AUGUCGUUCCAUUCAGCUUCGCCAGAGGAGCUGAAUCUCUUUCCCGUCAAUAAUAAUACUCUACCUACGAAUUUGACCGCCACUUUUCCCCGCCACGCGGGUGACGAACCCCCGAGCUCUCGCAGCUGUGUGACCUGCCGCCGCAGAAAAGUCCGAUGCAAUAAGAGGUCCCCGUGUUCGAAUUGUACCAAAGCCGGUAUCGAUUGCAUUUUCCCCCCUCCUGGCCGUGCGCCGCGGAAAUCCAAGCGCCCACCGGACGCGGAGUUGCUUUCGCGGUUGCGUCGUUUGGAGGGUGUUAUUGAUCACCUUAGAAGCGGUGGUAAUACAGAAGGUGCAUCAACAUCGGCCCAGGCACGGUCAUCUACGCCUGGAUCCUCGACCGGUCGCAGCGAACCGACUGCGCCUACGUCUGCCUCGACCGAGCCACAGAAACCACCGAACCAGGCUGACGGCGGACGUCCCUGUCCGUUCGAAGAAUCGGAUCCGAAGAAACUUGCUCCCAAAAAGUUUGAAAAUGAAUUUGGGCGGUUGGUCAUUGAUGAAGGCCGGAGCCGAUAUGUCAGCAAUCGGCUCUGGACUAGUCUAGGGGACGAGAUCGAGGAGCUGCAAGAUAUCAUUGAUCACACAUCGUCAGAGGAAGAUGAUACACCUUCACCGGAAUCUUCUCACUCCGGUUCACAUGACGGGUUCCUUCUUGGAUUCUACUCACUUUCAAAAUCUCUUCAAGAAUUUCAUCCCCCCACGCCCAAGGUUGCAAUACUUUGGGAAGCAUAUCGGGAAAACGUGGCUCCUUUGAUCACCAUCGUACACCGACCGACUGCUAAAGACCUAUUUGCCGAGGCAGCACGGUACCCAGAUGCACUGGACAAAAAUUCAGAGGCACUGGUAUUUGCCAUGUAUCUCUGUAGCCUUGUCAGCAUGAAACCUGACGAGUGCUUGAGCCGGUUCGGCGAAGACCGAUCUACUGCUGUCAAGCGGUACAGGUUUGCUACAGAGCAAGCGCUGGCAAAAGCCGGGUUAUUGAAUACACAAAGCCUGGUCCUUCUACAGGCCGCUGUCUUAUUCUUGGUCUGCGUGCGACGAGAAGAUGAUAGCAAGUUUGUGUGGUCCAUGACAUCGGUCAUAUUGCGCCUUGCUCAGGGCUUAGGCUUACACCGGGAUGGCACCAAUUUCUCUCUGAAACCUUUCGAAACAGAGAUGCGACGCCGAUUAUGGUGGCAUAUCUCGCUGUUGGAUGUCCGCUCAUCUGAAGAUCAUGGGACGGACCCGCUCAUUCACGAGAACAUGUACGAUACUCUACUGCCAUUAAAUAUCAACGAGGACGACCUGUCGCCUGACAUGGAAGAGCCUCCCAAAGAGCGAGAAGGCUACACGGAUGCAACAUUCUGCCUCAUUCGCUGUGAGAUCACGAGCGCUUUGCGGAGAGCAAAUUACGUCUGCCCCAGGGCCCAGUUUCGUGCACCUAACAGUUUACCGCCCGUAGAUCGUGCUGGGCGGAUGAUUCAAAUUAUCAGUGAUCGAUGUGAACAACGGUAUAUCAGGCACUGUGAUAUGAACAUCCCCGUGCAGUGGUGCUCCGCCACAGUUGGGCGUCUGAUCCUUGCUAAGUUAUGGUUGAUCGUCCAUCACCCAAUGACCCGAAGAGACCGCGGAAAUGUGUCACAAGCAACCCGAGAGAGCUUGUUUCUGACUGCAAUCGAGGUCCUCGAGUUUGGCCACUUGCUUGAAACUGAUCCCAAGACCGCCAAAUGGGGCUGGUUGUUCCGGACCAAUAUGCAAUGGCACGGAGUCGCGUUUGUUCUGUCCGAAAUAUGUGUCCGACCAAUUUGCCCUAUGACAGAUCGAGCUUGGACCGCUGUCAGUUCGAUCUACACGGAAUGGGCCGCGCAGGCCACGCAUAAGAAGGGCAUGCUGUGGCGGCCGCUCGCCGCCUUGAUGAAAAGAGCUUCUGCCACUCGGUCCAAGCAACAGCAAGAAUUGCUAUACGAUUUUGGACCAUUACCCACCAGAACAGAGCCCAUUCAAAGUAUCUCUAAUAACAAUGCCCUUCCCCGGAUUCAUAUGCCAACGGGGAUGUUGGAUUCGCCCCCAACAAAUCGACCAGGCCCAACAGAACAGGUUAUAGGUGAUGCAGACUACAAUAUUGACCUCAGAAAUGGACCAAUAGGUGUUUUUCAAGACAUGUUCCCUGGCACGAACAUCCUAGCGACAUCAAACGAUCUAUUCGAUGCUCCACCGGCCCAGAAUAAUGUCUCGGCACCAAGCUUUCUUGCAGGCCUGCCCCACAACACAGACACGAGCAAUCCAUUCUUGAAUCAGAUUCCACUUCCCGAGGCCGCUCAGCUCAGCUGGGAGGAAUGGGACCAAGUCAUGCGUGAUUUCCAGAUGGAUGUUGAAAAUGAGGAUUCUCAGCGAGCCAACACAACCAAUGUCACCGAAUGGUUUGUCUAG